AUGAAAUUUGUUACUAGAUUCGGGAGUCUCCAAAUUCAUCAAAAGAGUGACCCUAACGAACCAAGUUUUUUGUAUUUGACAGAAAAUCAAAUUAAUUUCGAACUUUUAAAUUGUGUAUUUUUAAAGAAAUUUCCCAAUGGAAAUGUAACAUGCUUUAAAUGUGAUUCUUUCUCUUAUUUGUUCGAAGGCCGUUGUAUUAAAAACGAUGUUAAUUGUGCUAUAUCAAAUUCAUUAAAUAAGUGCGUCCAAUGCAAACCAAAUUACGUUUUGAACAACAAAUUUCAGUGUAUUUUCUCUGAAAUUUGUGAAAUUGGAAAUACCAAAACUUGUUUUAAAUGUCAACAAGGAUAUUUUAAUGUAAACGGAACUUGUAAAAUAACGACCAAUUGUUUACUGACAGACGGCACUGUUUGUCGCAAGUGUCGAAAAGGUCUAUCAAUGGGAACAUGUGAUAAUUGUGAUUUAAAUUGCAACAAGUGUGAUUUUGUUAGUAAAAAGUGUUUAGUGUGUGAAGAGGGAACAAUGCUAACAGAGAAAGGAAGUUGUAUAAGUCAAGAAGGUGCAAUAACAUAUGGAAUGUCUACUUUGUUUUGCCUUAACACUUUUUAUAUCAACAAUUCAAUUUGUUUAAAAUGUAAUCAAAAGAAUGAAAAUUGGGUAAUAUGUACCAACUCAAUGCCGACAAAGUGUUCACCAAAAUUUUUGUUAUCUUCCGAAGGUAAUUGUGUUACUUCUUCUUGUGAACAAAAUGAAAUCAAAGAAGCGAAUGGGAAGUGUACAAUCCCAAUAUCAAACUGUGAAAGUGUAUUAAAUUCAAAGUGUGUUUUAUGUAAAGAAGAGUAUAUUAAAAAUUCAAAAAAUGAGUGUCAACAUUUUACAACAAUACUAGAAGUAGAUUAUUGUGAUAUUAGAAACUCAAGCGGUUGUAUUUCAUGUCAGUUUGGAUAUUACUUAUCAGAUGAGAAGUGUUUAAAAUGUGAUGACAAUUGUGAAAGUUGUUUAUUUAAUUCAACUUCAUGUCUCUCGUGUUAUUCUGGAUUUUACAAACAAGAAAAAACAUGUAUAUCAAAUUCGGAAUUAACGGAGUCGUGUCAACAUUUAUCGACCGUCAUCUCGGGAUGCACCCAAUGCAAAGAUGGAUAUUAUAGAAUUGGUCUGGGUUGUGCCAAAUGCGAUAAAAAGUGCUCUUUGUGUAAUACCAAAGCAAAAUGCCUCUCAUGCAACUCAACAAAUUUUAAAACAAGUAGUGGGGAGUGUCUUCCACAAGAUUUAAUUAGUGGGUGUGACAUUGAAAUAACUCAAUCUGGCUGUUCAAAGUGCCAAAAUGGAUAUUACCAAUUUGAUACAAAUCAAUGUGAAAAGUGUAGUAAUAAGUGUUUAACAUGUUCUUCUAGAGAAAGUUGUUUAACGUGUAAAAAUGGAGAUGUUUUAGUUGGUUCAAAUUGCAUAUUAUUUUCCUCGAUAAAGAGUUGUACAGCAUCAUCCAAUUCGAAGUGCACAAAAUGUUCUUUUUGGAAUACCCCAAGUGAAGCUGGCACUUUUUGUGAAAACAAAGCCGUUUGGUGGAUCAUUUUAUUGAUCGUUGUUUUCAUCGUUUUAGUGUUGCUUUCAACAAGUGGGCUGAUUGUUUAUUUCACCAAAUUGAUACUCAACAAAAUGCACCAAAAGAUACAACAUGAACGAGUGACUAUUUUCAAAAUGAAAAGGUCGAACAUUCAAUUUAUAUCAUUAGGAAAUUCCAUUUGCUCAAAUCAUAGAAUUGUGGACUUUAACUCCGAAACAGACGAAAUUCCGGUUUUAAAGGAAACAAGACAACUUCUUUGUAUUGGCAACACCAAAGAAAGGACUUUGAAAGUCCAAAUUUCAAUGAAAUCAGACCAAGAAAGUUAUUCCAUUCGAACAACACCAGAGAUAAUAUCACUUAAAAGGGGGUUUGCAUGUGAAUUUGAAAUUUUUAUAAGACCAAACUACACAUGUAAAAUCACUGAUGACGCUUUGAUAAUAUCAAAAUCAUUGGAAAGUGGCAAGGAAUUUAUUAGUAAAAUUACAAUUGAGGGCAAACACUGA
Molecule: messenger RNA, 2067 nt
Organism: Entamoeba invadens IP1
Lineage: Eukaryota; Evosea; Mastigamoebida; Endamoebidae
Exons: 1
Coding region: 1-2067 (688 amino acids)
Molecular function (GO): protein binding
Source: RefSeq, a predicted model, not a curated record